This is a messenger RNA of Rhipicephalus sanguineus (brown dog tick), 555 nucleotides long. RefSeq names its product glucoside xylosyltransferase 1-like. Gene Ontology annotation, biological process: protein O-linked glycosylation via N-acetylgalactosamine. Lineage: Eukaryota; Metazoa; Arthropoda; Arachnida; Ixodida; Ixodidae. The record is from RefSeq and is a predicted model, not a curated record. Gene Ontology annotation, molecular function: UDP-xylosyltransferase activity. The coding region runs from base 23 to 493 and encodes 156 amino acids. The transcript has 2 exons.
AGCACUGAAUUCUGGGUUGUUGAUGAUGAACCUUACGCGUAUGCGUGCCUUCCACCUGGAGAACCGCUUGAUGCGGCUGCACAAGGAGUUCAAGGGCCGCAUUCCAUGGGUUGACCAGGACCUGUUGAACAUCGUGUUCGCCCGAUAUCCGCUAGGGUUAUUCACCUUCACGUGCCGCUGGAACUACCGUGGAGACCACUGCCGCGGCGACGCCAUAUGCGCGGACGGCCCAAUCGCAGUGGUGCACGCCUCACGCAAAAUGCUUCUAAGCAACCCAAUGCCGGCCUUUGUCACUCUCCAUCGAGCUAUGCGGGACUUCAAGCUUGGACAAAAACUCGUGGAUGACUUCAUUCUUCCUCUCAACAAAAGCCUACAGAGGACAACUUUGACGGCGUGCACAGAAGCGUUAAGGAAGGAGCUACAUUCGCUUCGGCUGUCAGCAAGUCGUGUGGACAACAUAACUGCCCAAGCUGCGUCCGCGAGCGAAACGUAGUUGCGGAGGGCAUCUCCACGCGGCUGUAGUGACGUUUCCUGGUGGCGGCGUUGUGUCACACA